CCUGUCAAACGAGUGAAAAUUUCAAAACAAAAACAAAUUUUUGGUUUCGCUCAUAUUGUUCAUUUUAAUUUAAACAAAAUGCAAUUUAUUGGCAGAGUAAUGUGGAUAUUGUUUCUAGGUGUCUGUUCGUUUAAUCAUUCAAUGGCCAUUGAGCUGAAGGGAUUACGAUUUUUAAUUAAUUUGAUAAGUGGCGAUUUCAUGGAAACAAAAUCACAAAACGAAUUAGAUCCACAGUCUUCAAGCUAUAUGGUGUCGAAAGGUCACACCGAAUACAAUUUUCUCAGUUUCAUCACGUACGAAGACACCAAAAAAUGUUUGCUGUACGAAAACGCAGCUGCAUCGGACCAGGGCAACGACGGGAAAAAAACACCGAUCAAAGUCAAGUGUAUACCCGGGCAAGGCAACGGGACGCUGCAAAUAAUCAAUUCGUUGAAAGAAGUUGUGACCAUGCUGGCACCGCAUGGUAACAAGACAAAACGAAUGGACGAAGGGAAUUGUGCGCUAGUCCUAUUUUACACCAGAACGUGUCAGGGGUCAGCACUUGUCGCACCUCAUUUCAAUGCAGUGUCCAGGCAAUUUCCUGAUAUCAAAAUUGGAGCUAUUGAUGCACUGCGUUUCCACAGUCUGAAUACUGAUUUUGGCAUCGUGGGCUUACCGACAGUAAUGCUAUUUCAUCAAGGUCGUCCGGUCAUUAAAUUCAACAUGACCACCUACACAGCCAUACAGUUUGCGAAUUUCGUUACAAAGCAUACCGGACUGUCGCCUCUAUCAAAUGUGUAUGUUACAUCCGACGAUUUUCACGGUCCACUUCCGAAUAAAGUGGAAAUCGAAACCGAUUACUGUCUGUAUUUGGCGUGGACAUUUAUCGUUGUGUGCGCCUGCUACUACUUUACAAAGUCGCGAUUCUACAUUCAAAUUGUUGAAAUGAUAAAAAGGAAUUGGAGGGAAUCCGGUGCACAGCAUGAAAGGCGGCUUUGAA
This is a messenger RNA of Bradysia coprophila, 979 nucleotides long. RefSeq names its product thioredoxin domain-containing protein bug (gene bug). Lineage: Eukaryota; Metazoa; Arthropoda; Insecta; Diptera; Sciaridae. Gene Ontology annotation, biological process: cilium assembly. The record is from RefSeq and is a predicted model, not a curated record. Gene Ontology annotation, cellular component: cilium.